AUGAGGCGUAGGGAUUUGGAAUUUGUUGUUGGUGACAAGGUUUUCUUAAAAGUGUCACCUAUGAAGGGGGUAAUAUGUUUUGGCAAAAAGGGGAAGCUUAUUCCUCACUAUAUUGGUCCUUAUGAGAUUACAAAAAGGGUUGGGAAGGUAGCUUACGAGUUGAGAUUACCGGCUGAGAUGUCCAUGGUUCAUCUGGUGUUUCACAUUUUGAUGCUGAGAUUGUACAAACCUGAUCCUUCCCAUGUAUUAAACCAUGAAGAUAUUGAAAUUGAUGAAGCCCUGUCUUAUGAAGAAGAACCAGUUCAAAUUUUAGAUCGUCAAGUUAGAAGUUGA
Lycium ferocissimum is the source of this 333-nucleotide messenger RNA. RefSeq lists its product as uncharacterized. The record is from RefSeq and is a predicted model, not a curated record. The transcript has a single exon. Lineage: Eukaryota; Viridiplantae; Streptophyta; Magnoliopsida; Solanales; Solanaceae. Bases 1 to 333 code for a protein of 110 amino acids.